Messenger RNA from Miscanthus lutarioriparius, 963 nucleotides. The record is from the annotation of a GenBank genome assembly. NCBI's taxonomy places the organism in Eukaryota, Viridiplantae, Streptophyta, Magnoliopsida, Poales, Poaceae.
AUGUGCUGCGAAAGGCAUGUGCAUCAGGUCCUUCUGAUUCUUGUUGAACUUUCAGCUAUGCUUGAAAUUAAGCAGCAUCUUCAAUUUACAGGAAAUAGGACUCUUCCAUUAUCGAAAAAAACAGGAAACAGGAUGGACAGAGUUUUAGCUACUAUACUGCCUAUAGUCGUUAUGUUGCUGGCUAUUGUAAUAGUUUGCUAUUUUCUCUGGAGGAUGAAGAGGAAACCUGCAGGAACGCUAUCACUGAUUGAUUCAACAAAUCCAGAAGACAUACGAAGUAUCAAUUCGCUCAUUAUUGAUCUACCAACUCUACGAGCCACAACAGAAAACUUUGAUGAAGGAAAAAAACUUGGCGAAGGAGGAUUCGGUGCAGUUUACAAGGGGAUCCUCCCUAAUGGUCGAGAAAUAGCAGUGAAAAGGCUUUCCCAGAGUUCUCGGCAAGGAAUAAAGGAAUUGGAAACUGAGCUUGUCUUGGUUGCCAAGCUUCAACACAAGAGUUUGAUCAGGCUCGUUGGCGUUUGCUUGGAAGAACAUGAGAAAUUACUUGUGUAUGAAUACAUGCCGAACAAAAGCCUUGACACCUUUCUUUUUGGUACUGUAAUUCAUCAUCAUUUAGCAACACUGAAACAAGUUUGGGAACACUGGACGAUGGGAACAACUGUGGAGAUCAUGGAUCCAUCCUUGUGCAGCCAUAAUCCUAGUGUAGACCAGAUGCUGAGGUGCAUCCAUAUCGGGCUUCUAUGUGUUCAACACAACCCCGUGGAUAGGCCCCUGAUGUCAACUGUGAAUGUCAUGCUUAGGAGCAGCACUAUGCCAAGCCAAGCUCCAUCCAGGCCUGCAUUUUGCUUCCUAAAGAGUGGCGUCAACUCUGAAGUGUACCAUGGACGAGGAAUUGCUCAGUCCACAAGCAGACCGGCUGUGUCAGAGAACGAAGUUACUAUUACUGAAAUUGAGGCAAGAUAA